GAUUUGUAGGCUUUAGAUUUUGUUACUGUGCCUCCCUGAAUUCCUUGUGUUAUGCCUGGUCGCCCUAGUUUCCAUGUUUGUGAGUUUCUUGUUUUACUUUGACAGUCCUGCGUUAGUCUGUUCUGAUUCACUUUCUCCCUGUCUCAUGUGUGUGAUUAGUCCCAGCUGUGUUCCCUCCUGUUCCUCAUUUCCUCGUUACCCUCUUGUGUAUUUUGUCCUCUGUCGUCCCUUAUCUGUUGUUGGUUUGUCUGAUUUUCUCUGUAAAACCCAUCACUACAUAGUUUAUGCACGUUUCUCAGACAGGCACAAACAUUUUCACACUUUUCUCUCUUGUUUAUGUCACACAGUGGAAAUUUGUGUUUUUAUGUUGUUUUGGAUCAUACUGUGUAUUGGUACAUAGAGUAUUGAUUUUAUUUACAUGGUUUUAUUGUGAUAUUUAUAUUGUAUGUUUUAGUGUUGUUGCACAAUAUUCUUUCAAUCUACUGUGGACUAGGCGGACAAUAGUAGGCACCUGUGGAGGUGGGGGUGUUCCCCGAGGCGGCCUAUCAGCCACCAAACUGACCUGUUAAAGGGGAUGAUGAGCGCAGAGACGCACGAAAAGUGAGCAGGAGGAAAAGAAACGCGUGCAAGCCAGCGUACGUUAUGGCAGGCGAUUUUUGGCACUAAUGGCUUGCCAAAGGGGUGUGCCUCUGCCUGCAUCCGUGAGUAUCGCUUUCCCACUGGAGCAGCUUUGCCAGGGGAGGGUCGCAGCGGCUGUGCCGACAACGUUGAGAAGUGCUGUUGACAACGUUGCUGGCCCGUGUCUGUUUGUUUCAGGGCGGUGCUACGAGGGAGGCCGUGUUCAGGUGUGGAGUGUCGCUGUACUGUGCGGUGACGCGCCGUCAAGAGGAGACAGUGAACGGAGAACGUGCCAGUGGCCCUGGGACCUCAGGUGGUCCGCGGCUGCUGGUAAGUCCAAGUUCCAUGAUUGUUUUAAUUUAAUUUAUGGCACUGUCAACAACGACGCUACAUUUUGCUUUCUAAUAUUUUAUUUAUUUUAACCAUAAAUAAAACUGUAUUGAUAUUGGAGCCAACCUGCCUCGGUGUGCAUCCUUGAAUCUGUGCGGCCUCUUUUUAUUCCUUUUAUCUAUUUUUCUUAAAUAUAUAUUUCCUGGGGGUGAAAUUCCCCUUCUUCUGAUACAGCAUGCCCCUUCUAAACCAUCUUACACGAGGUUUUAAUCAUCGCUGAUGAUGAACACUACCUGAACAAUGACUCAGCAGGCCGAAACUGAAGUGCCUUUAAAAAAAAAAAAAAAAAAAAAAUCACUCAAACAGUAUUGUACACAGCUCUUUCAUAUUAUUCAUGGUACGGAAGCUUUGAUAUAUAAGUGCUUGAAAAAUUAAGGUUUGUAUGCAGAGAAGGGGAUCUGCUGUCCACUCCCCUCCCUGGACUUAAUUGCCAGCUCAAGAUGUCUCACCGGAGCCAGGGCAAGUAUACAGGACCACCUGCGUUCUAACCACCACCUCUUCAACAUCCCGCCCUCUGGAAAAAGGUACAGAUCCAUCAAGUGCAAAAACAGACUAAGGAACACCUUCUUCCCGUGGGCUGUCAGAACUCUUACUGCAAACUAAGAGUGUGUACAGACUUGUCCAACACAUCCACUCUGACACUGCUAUUGAUCAUCCAUGUGCAAUAUCGCAGUCUUUCCAUGUUCUGUGCAAUAUUUUUAUUUAUUUUUUUUUAAGCUCAUGUGCAAUAUCUUUGGUAUGUGCAAUAUUUUUCGGUCUUGUGUAGUACUUUGGUCUCAGUAGAAUUACCAUCUCCACCCUAAAUCACCAUAGCCCCUCCACCCUUAUUUAUUUAUAUUUUAUAAUUGCUCUUGCAUACAGACCCACAAUGUUUUUUUCAUUGUUUCUUACGCAUACACCAUGUGUAUAGUUUCACUCACAUAUAUGUAUAGAUAUAUAUUGCUUUUUAUUUUAUUUUUUUUCCCUCAUUGUAUAUCGUUUUCUCUCCUUACUUUUGCAGCUUUGUGGUCCAGCUAUCCAAUUUCACUGUGCAAGAAACUGCACAAUGACAAAGCUCUAAGUUUCUAAGUAUCAUUUCUGACUGAAAGAUAUUUACUGCAGUUUAUUAAUUUGUAUGCAGUAUCAUAUAUAACCUCUAGAGGGAGGCAUUGAAACUGAAUCAUACAGCUUUUCAUUCUGGAGUUGUAAAUCUGCCUUUGUGUUUGUGAUGUUGACUGGCUCUUGCUCUGGGAGGUUGCUGCUCUUAUAGGCCCAUGAGCCACUUGUUGCUGUUGUGUCAGGCAUCUUUCUCCCAGAUGAAGAACUUGGCCUCUGCUUCUCUGCUGUAUCUCUUCAGCCUUGGGGCCAGAUCUGUGAGCCUUUGUUUGGCAGUUUCUAGUCUCCGUUACAGAUAUCUCUUUGUACCUUUUUCAUAACACCCUGCUGUAUUUUAGUUAACCAACUAUAAAAUCCUUCCUGGUUUAACACUGAUGAAGCGCUAAUGAAUUAAUACAGGCUAGGUAUUGAGUGAAAUAUUAGGUUAAUCAGAACACUGGCUUCCCCGAGUUCAGCUUCCAGCCUUCUUCUCUAUUAGGGCCUUCCUCUAGAUGCUUUUUGAUUUUAUAUACAAGUCUGGGAUUGCUGUGGCAGUGCUGUAUAUGAGCUCAGUGGUUUCAGUAAUACUGGUAGACAGGUGUUCACAUUUUUGAGCAUAUCCUCUGAUGGUUCUCCGUAAGUGAGCUGGGGGAGUUGGGUGACAUUUGACUUGAGGGUUUUUUUUUAAUAUAGUGCAAAAGUCUUGAAAUAGUGUUCAGCUACUCGAUUUAAUAAUGUAAUAAAAGUUGAAAUAAGACUGAUUUACAGCUCUUAUUCACUGAGCUUUACUCAAGUGAGACUCUGAUUUUCGCUCUGCCUCCAUCUGCAGGACAGACUCCAUCAGAGCAGAUACUACUUUGCAUGUGAUUCUCCUGAAUUGCACAACAGGGUACACACCAUGUCGAAAUGUAAACUUUUAUUAAAUUAAAAUGCAUCUAUAAAAGUCACACAUGAUGUUGUUGUUCAAAAUUAUGUUUACAGUGCAAUUCUUUUUUUUUUUCUUUUCUUUUUUUUUUUUAAGCUGAACACAUUCUCCACAUUCCCCUCCCCAAGUACGCUUACCUGCACUUAAGAAGUUUCAACACGGAAGUUUUAGGAUUACGAUGGUGGCUGAGUGAGUGCAGUAGACUGGUUUGUCUACUCUACUCCAAAGUAAGACACAGGAAAACUCAUUUGUUCAGGCAUUGAUCCAAAAUAGGUUUGCUGAACAUUUGGCAACGGGUCCUCACUGGGAGUACGACCCGAUGGCAUCCACCGGACAGUUGCUUCCAAGCAACCCAGCACAAGGAGCAAGGUCCAGGGAGAGUCCAUUGAUCAGCGUGAAAAUGUUCAGCUCCUCAGCUAUCACUCAAAUAUUAAUUGAUUUCCUGAUUUACUGCGGAAGAGCCAUGCUCAUCUUCUACCCGGUGUACCUGACAGGUUAUCUGGGCCUCAGUAUCAGCUGGGUACUGCUGUGCAUGUUUGUGCUCACUUACUGGAAGAAAAAUCGCCAGUGGAAGGACGCCCGAAUUGGAUCAGCCAUUGAGUUAGCGGACAGUGAAAUACAAGUGGUCAACACCGAGCUGAAAAGUGCUUUACAAAUGGCGUCCUGGGUGCAAUACACUGAUGUAGAGAAUGUUCAAUGGCUUAACAAGGUGUUGGAGCAGGCGUGGCCAUUCAUUGGGAUGUACAUGGAGAAGCUACUUAGAGAAAAGAUCCAGCCAUCCAUCAGGGCCUCCAAUCCUGCGCUCAAAGCAUUCACAUUUACCAAGAUCCAUUUUGGAUACAAACCUCUCAAGAUCACUGGAAUACGAGCAUACACACAUGAAGUGGAACAUAGAGAAGUGAUUCUAGACAUGAAUAUAAGUUAUGAUGGUGAUGUGGACAUCAGCACUGAUGUAAGCCUGGCAAUCACAACUCGUGUGAAAGGACUUAAACUCCAGGGGAUGCUGAGGGUCAUUUUAGAGCCUCUUAUUGGUCAAGCACCGCUGGUGGGAGGAGUCACUUUUUUCUUCAUUCGCCGCCCUACUCUGCACAUAAACUGGACUGGUAUGCCAAACCUUUUGAGCAUCCCUUCUUUAAGUUCACUGUCUGAGGAGACGACCUUGGAUGCUAUAGCUUCCAUCAUGGUGUUGCCCAACCGCAUGUGCAUUCCCCUCAUAGACAAGGUCAAAGUGGACCAGAUGAGGUUCCCACUUCCUCGUGGGGUGGUGAGGGUCCACUUGUUGGAGGCCAGAGAUCUGGUAGCUAAGAACACACACGUGAUGAAUUUAAUGAAAGCGAAAUCAGACCGAUAUGCCACACUGAGAAUGGGCAGCACGCUUUUCAAAAGCAAGACCGUCAAAGAGAAUUUGCUCCCAAAAUGGAAUGAAGUGUAUGAGUUUAUUGUCCAUGAGGCCCCGGGGCAGGAGCUAGAAUUGGAGCUGUAUGAUGAGGGCGCAGACAAAGAUGAUUGUCUUGGAAGAUAUAACCUUGAUUUUGGAGAAGUGAAGAGGGAGAAACAAAUGGAUCAGUGGUUUCCUGUGGACGGGGCACUGCAUGGUGAAGUUCAUCUUAAGCUCCAGUGGUUUUCCCUUCAGAGUGACACCAGCCUGCUGAAGGAGUCCACGGACAACUUUGCCUGUGCUGUGCUUGCAGUGUACCUGAACAGUGCCACAGAUCUACCACUCACAAAGAGAACCACCUGUCCCAACUCCUUUGUGGAAAUGUCCAUUGACGACGAUGUUAAGAAAAGCAAGGUUGCCUAUGCAUCUAAAGAUCCAGUUUGGGAAGAGGGCUUCACCUUCUUUGUGCAUAAUGUCAGUGCACAGGAGCUCAUUGUUCAGGUGAAAGAGCCUGAGAAGAAGAAUCUACUCGGUGUUCUCAACUUGCCCCUCAGUCACCUACUCAGAACCUCCAACCUGACUCUAGACCAGCGCUUCAUGCUGGAGCGCUCUGGAGCAAACAGCCAGAUCAAACUGAGGGUCACUCUGAGGAUUCUUACUUUGGAAGAGCCUCCAUCCCAGACUAUCUUCAGUCCUCCUCCACAAGUCAAACAACAACAGGCCAGAAAAUCAGGGUACAGCUCAGUCUCCAAUCCCUCCAGUGCUCCACCCUCCUCUUACACAGCUUCCUCUAACAAUAUCCCUGCUGCCUCUACUCUGAACCUGGAGGGAGCGUCACCAAGCGAAGGUUAUUUGGCUCAAGGCUGUGGCUCCUCCCAGGCGCCUGAAAACAGGAAGCAAUCAUCUUCAUCAAUAAACUUGCGUCGGUUUGACUCCCACAGCCUGCUGCUAGAGAACGUCAUCGAUUCAUCGAGAUUCGACCUGUCAGAUGGAGCCUCCUAUCCAGAGGCCAUUAGGAAUCAUCUGGGUUCAUUUGGAGAGAUUGCGCUGUCUGUACGAUAUGCAACCAUGAGAAACAAACUCAUGGUCUUUGUUAACAAUUGCAGGAAUUUAUUCCCCUGCAGUGAGAACGGCACAGACUCUUACGUCCGCCUGAAUCUCCUUCCCGACCAAAGCUUGAAGCAUCGUAAGAGGACCGGUGUCAAGAAGAGGACGAUCAAUCCCGUUUUCAAAGAAAAGUUUCAGUUCGAUGUGACACUCGGGGAAGCACAAACUAGGAAGUUGUAUGUGUCUGUGAAAAGUAACAAGAUGUUGGUCUCCAGAGAGAGAAAGGACAUUGGCUCGGUAAUAAUAGAUCUCUCACAGAUGGAUCUGGUCAAAGGCGUCACAGCAUGGUAUGAGCUCACUCUGCUUGGGCUGAAGAAAUCCAUCUAGCAAGUGGAACUGAGAAAAACUUUGCAACUUAAAAAUCACCUCAUCAGCCACUGCAGGGAAAACUGCAGACAUGAUGCUUGAAGAGUUUCAUACUCCUUUAUGGAAGUUAGUUUUUCUGCUACUUUUGGAAAAAAAAAAUCUUUGAUGAUGUGUAAAUAAGGAACACUCUGAUCACAGGCACAAAAUUCAUCUUCCAGUCCAGUAACACUGGAGGUCUUACUUGAAACUGACACACUUAAACAUAAGAUUAAAACAAGUUUGUGUCACUUUUUGUAUGCAAGAAAAGACAAUUUGUCAGAACUAUAACUGAUGACAUAUACAAGCAAAAAUCAGCUUGUUUUUGAAUGCUAAAUAAUAUUUUUACAGUUUCCAUCAAACUGCAGUAAGUUUAGGACUUGACCAUUAAUGCUGAUGGUUGAUCAGACAGUACCACUAAGUUAGUGUCAUGUGCUCUUUGUUCAACAUGUAUCUGGUCCCACUAUCCUCGCAAAAAUGCACUUUGGACAUAGCUUAUGCUAAGUAUUAACAACGUGUUUGUAUUACGAUCUGGAGUUCAAUUGAUGACUGUUAUUUCAGAGAUGAAUGUUUGAUCCUCUUCUUUAUUUUAAAGAUCCCCUCCACUAUUAUAAUGAAGCAGUGAAAGGGACUGGAUCUUUUUAUUUCAGCAAUCUCAAUCUAAUUGUGACAAGAAUAAUCCUAGGAUGACUAUAAUGUAUUUCUCAAUCAUUUUGUAAAUAAGGUGACAGGGUUACUGUAAGAUCCAAGUUCUCCUUAUGUUCCUCAGCAUGUGACGGCCCUUAGUGAGCUGAGUCCUUUACGUCAUUCUUUCCAGUUAUGCUUAAUGGCUCAGUUACAGUAAUGGGCUAGAUGAAACCCUCUUCAUACUUAUUAGAGAUUUUACCUCUUUCCUGUUUGGGACUUUUACAAGUAUUAGUUCUUCGUUUCUGACUACUGUUAACAACUCGUUGAAGUAAGGUUGUGGCAUUCCCUGUUUUAAGCAUCCCGAGCCAGUUUUGUUACUUUAAAAAAUCUAAUCUUGAUGCCAGUUCUGUUGGGAAUUGUUUCAAAAAUGCCAUUUACUCUAUCAGGAGAUUAUUAGAAAAAGUUGUGGGGAGUCAAUUCAGAUCCCUUUUAUGCAAGAAACAGAUUUCUGACCUGUUCCAGUUUGAUUUUCCAAAGCAGCACUUCCCUGAGAUUGAGGGACUAUAAUGAGCUUCUAAUGGUAUUUGAUUCAGGAAAUUGUUCUGUACUCAUUUUACUUGAUCUCAAUACAGCCCUUCAUACCGUUGACUAUGGUAUGUUACUUAAUAGGCUUGAGAUUUCGGCUGGUAUCUCUGGCUCAGUGUUAGACUUGUUUUCCUCUGAUUUUUCAGACAGGACUUUCUCUGUUUAAGUAAGCAACUCUAACAUUGCUUCUCUAACCUGUGAGGUUCCACAAGGUUCCUGGGUCUCUUACUAUUUUCUACUAUAUUGCCUAAAUCCUUCCUUUAGCUGCCAUCAUUCAACCUUUCCAUUUCUUAUUUAUUUAUGCUGACAUUCAGCUGUUUGUGUCUUUUAAGCCUUACCAGCUCGAGAGGCUAUCCACCCUAGUUCAAUGUCUAUCCCAACAAUUGAUUUGUUUUGAAUUUCAACAAGACUGAGGCCAUGAUUGUAGCUCCUCCUGAACUACACUGAAAAAUCAGUCAAGUAAUUGCUUCCUUUUGCUCGUCCAACAUUCAUAAUUUUGGUAUAGUAUUUGUUUCCGCUUUAGGCUUUAACUUUUAUAUAAAAUCUAUUUGACAUUUCUGUUUCUUUCAUUUAGGUCUAUAGUCUCCUCAGCUGAACUGGAGAAAGUGAUUCAUGCAUAACAUAAUGUCCUUUUUACCGGCUUAGUUAAAUCAUCUCUUUUUCACGUCCAAGCUUUACAAAACGGUGCAGUCAGACUGCUGAUGUGUUUUACUUUGGGAGCUCACGUCACCCUUAUGUCAUACUUUCCAUUGGCUCUCAGUAGAUUUUACAAUUCAUUGUGAAAUUCACAUUCUUGCACAGAGAUCACUAAGUGAACAAGGUCUAUUUAUCUAAGCUUGUUUUUACUCCUUCAAUCACAGACUCUGAAUUUAUUAACUGUUCCUUGUUAGCGACUGAAGACCAGGAGAGGGGUAGACGGCUGAGGACAGCUGAUUUUUAUUGUUAUUUAUGUUAACUGAUUUAUUGUCACUUUUAUUUUAUUCUUUUUGAACUUGCCUUUGUAUUAUUGUUAACAGUGUUUUGUUUUAAUCUUCUGAUUUAUUUUUAUUGUGAUUCUUCCUCAUUUUAAUUUAUUUGAAUGUACAGAACUUUGUGACUAUAUGUCUGUAAAACAGGUGUAUUAAUAAACAUUAUUUAAUCAGUCAAA
Molecule: messenger RNA, 8193 nt
Organism: Oreochromis niloticus (Nile tilapia)
Lineage: Eukaryota; Metazoa; Chordata; Actinopteri; Cichliformes; Cichlidae
Product: extended synaptotagmin-3
Exons: 24
Coding region: 3327-5819 (830 amino acids)
Biological process (GO): lipid transport
Cellular component (GO): endoplasmic reticulum membrane
Molecular function (GO): phosphatidylcholine binding; phosphatidylinositol binding; calcium ion binding
Source: RefSeq, a predicted model, not a curated record